UAUUGUGCAGUUUGCCGAUACCGUCACAGCAUUUACUUGUUCUACUUUUUGGCACUUUUUCGAUGAUCUCAGAAUCGGCCGAUUCAUUUGGCUCAAGGAUGACGGCCGAAGCGCUUGGCAUUUCUGUUGCACCUUCACUUUUUCAUUCUUGCAUUCACGAUGGACAGCGGGCAAAAAUGGAAGAUGUAAUGCGAUUUAAGAUUGCUUCCGAAAUCACCUCAAGAAUCAUUCAAAAUUUUGGCUAUACAAGCCUGUUUCCACGCGAUUGUUACGAAUUCUAUGCUCGCAUUACGGGACGAAUGUUGGGCGAUGACGAGAACGAUUCGCGCUUGCGAUUCGCAAUACCAGCCAGUAAGAUCUCACAUAUUCCACAUUCCCUUUUCAGUUUUUACUUAGGAAUUCUACCUGGAAAAACGUAA
Molecule: messenger RNA, 419 nt
Organism: Gongylonema pulchrum
Lineage: Eukaryota; Metazoa; Nematoda; Chromadorea; Rhabditida; Gongylonematidae
Source: the annotation of a GenBank genome assembly